Paramecium octaurelia is the source of this 336-nucleotide messenger RNA. Lineage: Eukaryota; Ciliophora; Oligohymenophorea; Peniculida; Parameciidae. The record is from the annotation of a GenBank genome assembly.
AUGCUUGCAGCUUUUAAGUCAAAUUCAUUUGGAAAGCCAUCUGAGUUUUAAUAUAAAUCGAAAAAUGUUGCAAUAAGUUUUGAAACAUCAUUUUUGAUGUUAAGAGAAGGUAUUGUAGAGUGCUAUUCAAAUAAAUAGGGAUAUGUGCUGAGUUAAUCUCAAAAAGAAAUAGUAUUUUAAAAUGAGAUUUUUAGCUAAGUUCACAAGGUGUGAAUUAUUUUGACUGGAUAUUGGUUAUUUAGUUGCUUAAAUGCAAAACCAAGGUUUGAUUGGUAGGAUUAUCAAGAUCCAAAAUUUGAAUAGGAAAUUUAUGGUGAUAUAGAAGAAGGAAGUGAU